CCAAUCUUUGGCUCUGGGCGCCUGCACACGUCCCCGCCGGGUGAAACCCCGGGCCGUGGGCCGCGGGCUGCGGAUGGCGAGUGGCUCACUUGGAGAUGCCGGAGAAACAGGAUAUCAUCCAGGUGUCGGUGAAAGCCGAAGAGAGCGACAUUAUCACCGAGUCUGGCAGCCAAAAAUAUUUUGCUGAUUUCCAUGCCCUGCUCACGAAACCAUCUUGCAGAGAGGUUUCUGUACAAGGCCCGCGGCGUGAUAACAAAGCGGAAGCCAUACGAGACUGCGAGCUCCUGCGUAAGACUUUCGACAAUGAAGGUGAACUGGGUGUGAAGCGUAUGGGCGAGUCCUUACGGAACAAGGCCAGCGAUAUGCCGGUGGCAACCCCUGAGGUGUUGGAAGGCAUCUACAAUGCCAUGCGGCAAUCCCAAGUCGCUCCUGAACGACUCAUUCCUCCAGGGGAGGGCUGGGUGCGUUUCAACGACGAGAUGCUUUGGGAGCCGCGAAGCGAAGUCUACUUUGCUCAAAAAGGAAACCAGAUGGGCAAGUACCUCAUGAAGGAUGCGAAAUCCAAUCAGUUCGAAAGCGUGGAUACGCCGCAUCAAAGUGCGGAAGCUGCUGUGUCCGUUCGCGCUGGAGGGACCAACAUCCUUCGACAGGGGAACAAAUUGGACCGGACGGUGCUGUUGCCAGAGUUGAAGAAGAUCGCUCGACUGACCCUGAAGUUCCCUUUGAGUUUCCUGGACUCUCCGGCCUCGGCCUUUGCCUUGUUCCAAGGCAUUCGCAGCGCUGAGGCAGCGGACUGGUGUGCCAAGAACUUUCACUCCAAACUCAUACCUCUUCUGGCGAAGAAGAUUCAUUCCUGGAAAACCGAGGAGCUCCAAAAGUUGCUGGAUCGGGUGCUCACUGAUUUGGAUGCAGAGGUGAUCAAGAGUCCUCAUGCCUUCAGUGGCAGUUCUGCCGUGUUGGCCUUGUUGCUGGGCGAUCGUUUGGUGAUUUCGGCUGUGGGUCAGUUCCGCGUGGUGCUGCUAUUCGACGAUGGCAGCUCUCGAGAAUUGAUGCGGGGAACUGAUCUGCAUUCCGAUGCGGAACGCAUUGAAGAAGCCAGAGGUCACAUACGAAAAGACUCUUUGAUCCGGUUGCCGGACGCCGACUCCAAUGAUGCGGAGAAAGUCUUGAUGGCUCGUAAUCCCUUUCAGGUGUUGCAGAUGGAGCCUCAAGCGCUAGAUGAGAAGCAGGUGCGUACACAAUAUCGGAAGAUGGCGCUGAAGGUGCAUCCAGACAAGCAGACCGAGGAUGCUGAAAGCUUCAAGAAGGCUUUCGCACGCUUGGACGGAGCGAAAGAGGUCUUGGAGAGUCUCUGCGGCGCCGACUCGACUGCUGUAGCGGAUCUCCAUCAGGUUUUGCAGGCGGAGGUGCACACACGGGAAGGCGCCGCGCAGCUCCUCAGUGUGGACGCAGCUCCCAUGACGGAGACCGAGCAGCUGGCGGAGGACGCGGCCAAGUCCUCGCGACGAGGCAUCAAGAAAUUGGAAAAGCUGGAGCAUUUGGUGAAAGCCGAGUACGAUUUGGCAGUGGCAACCUACAGAGAAGCAGUGGAGACUCUAAGGCGGCCGGCGUCAAAAGAGGCGCUGCCGAGACAGGAGGCUCUUCGAUUGCAAUCUUUGUCUAUGAGCCGCGCCCUGGGUGUCAGAGACAUGCGCUUUCCAGCGCCAGUGGUCGUCAUGAGACCAGAAAGUGUCUCCUGGCAAGUCCAACGUGGAACUCGUGUGGCUCUGCUUUGUGGCGCGACUGCCGCUCUGACUGAUCAGCAGUUGACUAAGAGCUCUGCAGCUUUUAAGCGAUGUCCCCGAGCCUCUGCACUGCGCUGGUGCCAGGAGAUGUCUGGCAACAGUGUGAUGGCGGCAUGCCUCCGGUGUGAAACCAAAGGUGAAGAGGGUCAAGGCCAUGGCACGGGACCCCCGGCCAAGAAGCAAAAGACGCAACAAGGACUUCGGUGGUGCACCUGGGCGCAUUUAAGUCGCAGCUGGUGGCCUCAGGAGGAGGUCGCAGCAUCUUUAUGCGACACAUCCUCUUCAAGCAUCAGCAGCUGCGUGUCAUGGACCCCGCGGCGCGCCGCGAGGGUGCGGCGCGCAGCAGCGGCGAGGCCGAGGCGAAGGCGCUGCAGGUGCUGCAGCGGCUCCAUGCGGAACCAAACAGUUUCGUGAAACUUUGCCGCGAGCACAGCGACUGUGCUUCAGCGGAGCAGCCUGGGACGCUGGCUGGGCACAUGGGGUGGGUGGCCAGGGGCGAACAGGAACCUGCCAUGGAGGAAGCGGCUUUUGCGCUGGGUCUCAAUGAGUUUGGCGACUUGGUCGUCACCAGCCGCGGGGUCCAUUUGAUCCAACGGAUCGGCUGAGUCACAACCGUCAGUCCCGGAUCCGCUGAUCGGCCAAAGCUUGGAAGUAAAAUGGGCCGCUGCUGG
Cladocopium goreaui is the source of this 2455-nucleotide messenger RNA. NCBI's taxonomy places the organism in Eukaryota, Dinophyceae, Suessiales, Symbiodiniaceae. The record is from the annotation of a GenBank genome assembly.